Molecule: messenger RNA, 1547 nt
Organism: Aspergillus fijiensis CBS 313.89
Lineage: Eukaryota; Fungi; Ascomycota; Eurotiomycetes; Eurotiales; Aspergillaceae
Product: KR-domain-containing protein
Exons: 3
Coding region: 263-1366 (367 amino acids)
Biological process (GO): secondary metabolite biosynthetic process; fatty acid biosynthetic process
Molecular function (GO): fatty acid synthase activity; phosphopantetheine binding
Source: RefSeq, a predicted model, not a curated record
UUCUACGGCAACUGUCACAGCUUAUGCUAGACGGGUCCGUGGUUCCGGUGACGCCGCUGAAAGUCCUCGCGGCUUCGGAGCUUGCCCAAACCCUACAAACCGUGCAGAAAAGUCAGAUAUCCGGUGGGUAGUGCUAGAUCUAGGCCCACAGCAGUCCGUAUCGGCUGAUAUGCGCAACAAAUCACAAUACCAGUUCAACGCGAACGCGACAUAUGUGAUUGCAGGUGGCUUUGGCGGCCUGGGCCGGAGCAUGUGUUGAUGGAUGGCAGGUCGAGGAGCGCGGAAUCUCCUCGUUUUAUCCCGCUCCGGGGCCCGGUCCGAGUCGGCGCGCCAGCUGGUUCAGGAUCUCGGUGUGCUCGGGGUCACGGUGGUGGCGCCGACAUGCGAUAUCAUCCAGCCGAAUUCACUCGCCGAUGUAUUGAAGGAGCAUGCCUCUAAGUUGCCUCCCAUCCGAGGAUGCCUCCAGUGCACCAUGGUGCUGAGAGAUGCCGUAUUCACGAACAUGACAUACGAGGACUUCAUCAUCAGCACACGACCCAAGGUCUUCGGCUCAUGGAACCUGCACGCUCUCCUCCCGAAGGGGAUGGAUUUCUUCGUGCUCCUCUCGUCGAUCGGCGGGGUGCUCGGCGCCCCCAGUCAAUCCAACUACUGCGCCGGGAACACCUUCAAGGAUGCGCUGGCGCGGUACCGGGUGCAGCUCGGGGAGAGAGCCGUCGCCAUCGACUUGGGCAUGAUGGUCGGCGAGGGGGUCGUGGCCGAGACGGCCGGCAUGCUGGACUCGCUACGCCGUCUGGGCUACUUCAUGGACGUUACCCCGGCCGACCUGCACGCGCUGCUGACCCACUACUGCGACGCCGCCACCGCCCGGCCGUCGCCCACCGAAGCGCAGGUCGUGGUGGGCAUCGAAUGCCCCGCCGCGAUGGAGGCCAAGGGCUUCGACCCGCCCUACUGGAUGCACCGGCCGUAUUUCCGGCCCCUCCACCUCGUCGAAUCUCACCUGCCGACUCCGGAUCCCGCCGCCCCUUCCUCAGCCCUUGGGGCCGCGGCAGAAGUAGCGGGAAAGUCCGGAGCGGGUGCGGAUGCCGCGAGCGUGCUGCGAGCGAGCCCGUCCGUCGCGGUGGCCGCGGCGCAGAUCGUGCAGUGGGUCGUGGCUAAGCUGGCGCAGAUCCUGGGCCUUCCCGUGGAGGAGAUCGACGUGGAUCGGCCGGUGCAUGCAAACGGCAUCAAUUCUUUGGUGGCGGUCGAGCUGCGCAAUUGGUUCGGGAAGCGCAUCGGGGCGGAUGUGGCGGUCUUUGAGAUCCUGGGCAAUAUGUCUUUGGCGGAGCUGAGUCGUUCCGCGGCCCAGAAGACUAAAUUUCGAAAUUGAGAACUUUCCAGAUAGAAUCAUAGGUGAGAUGAUUUGGGGAAGAUAGGGAAGGGUGCCUUUUAGGCCACCCAUGUGUAGCUAGUAAGGCAGAUAGGGACUUGUCCGGGUGAUAGUGUGGUUGGAAUUCACUGCAAGGACCAAUGAUUACACCUAUUAAUAUUGAUUCAUCUUGGGGAUUAUA